Molecule: messenger RNA, 3480 nt
Organism: Colletotrichum abscissum
Lineage: Eukaryota; Fungi; Ascomycota; Sordariomycetes; Glomerellales; Glomerellaceae
Product: STAG domain-containing protein
Exons: 3
Coding region: 1-3480 (1159 amino acids)
Biological process (GO): sister chromatid cohesion
Cellular component (GO): cohesin complex; chromatin; nucleus
Molecular function (GO): chromatin binding
Source: RefSeq, a predicted model, not a curated record
AUGGAGAGCGCGACAGCUUCCCCCGAACCCGAGUCGUCGCGUCGUCGAUCUGGACGCGUCGUGCGAGCCCCCGAAAAGUUUAGCCCGGAGCCAGUCACCGCACCCAAGCGCAAAAGACAUGAUGAUGACGAUGAAGGAAACGACGACGAUGACAUUCUUUCGGAUGCUACCAUGAGCGAUGCUGCCGAUAGUGACGAAGACCGGCCCCGCGCCAGACCAAAGAAGCGAUCAGGCGCAUCGCAAGGGAGCCGCGCAAGGAAGCCCGCAAUCAAGAAACCAAAGACCAACGGUGUAGCUCCGUCUGGUCAUUCUGCAAGCCUUCCGUCACGGCCCAAGAAAUCCGUCAGAAUUGCUACCGCCGACAGGCAAGCCGAGGGCUUGUAUGCCGAUGUUUUCGGUUCGGGGAUGCCCUCGGACGAGGUUGCGGAUAAGUGGCAGACCAGAUAUCAAGCCAAUGAUGCACUUGCUGUCGUGGAGCUCGUCAACCUUGUGCUCCAGUGUUCUGGUUGUGACCUCGAGGUCACUGAAGACGACAUUCGCGACCCUGAUAAUUGCCAGGCUCGACUGACCGAGCUUCAAGACCUGUUCCAAGAGGCAUGUGCCCCUAACUUGGUACAGGAGCAAGUAACUGAGUACCCCCUCAUUUCCAGGGCGAAGAACACCAAAGCUUUCCGUGACCUCCUCACCGGAUUCUUCCGGGGCGUUGUUCGCAGUGUCCACGAAACAGAUGUCCUGUACAACGACGCUACCUUGAUGGAGAACCUCGUCCGUUGGAUAGCAUCCAUGUCGACCUCUUCACUUCGCCCGUUCCGCCACACCGCGACAACUGUCAUCCUCUCCCUAGUCUACGGCCUUAUCGAUGUCGCAAACACGCUCGACGCCCGAAUUACUGCGAUCGAGCAACAGGUUGCGCAAGCCAAGCGCGGAAAGAAUAAGGCGAAGCUGGCUGAGAUGCAACGUACUCUCAACGAGGCCAAUGAGAAUAGAGAGCUGUGCGGCAAUCACAUCAAGGACUUUUUCGACACCACCUUCAUUCACAGAUACCGAGACAUCGACCCGCGUAUCAGGACGGAGUGUGUCGAGUCCUUAGGAUCUUGGAUCAUUGGUCUUUCCACAGUGUUCAUGCAGCCCGAGUACCUCCGUUAUCUCGGUUGGAUGCUGUCAGACACCGUCGCCUCUACCCGACAAGAAGUUCUCAGGCAAUUGGCACGCAUCUUUAGACGUGACGUGCAACAACUGGGUCACUUCAUUGAUCGUUUCCGGCCUCGUCUCAUCGAGAUCUCCACCAAGGACGCCGAGGUUUCCGUCCGUGUUGCUGCCAUCUCUGUUAUAAACGUACUACGGGACACCGGAAUGCUCGAACCAGACGAAGUUGACUCAAUCGGCAAGCUCAUCUUUGAUAGCGACAUAAGAAUUAGAAAAGCGGUUGUCAACUUCUUCACCUCUUGCGUCGAAGAUUCUAUCGAAGGCAAGAUGGAAGAGCUUGGUGGACAGGAUGCGCUUGAGGAGACAUUUGGUGAGAUCGAUGAAGACGAUUACGACUCGCCUCGCAGUACAUGGGUCAACAUCAAAUGUUUAGCAGAGAACCUCGCCGCGUUUGAUGCGCAAGUCGAGGGCGAGCAGCAGGACAAUGGCACAGGCCUCGCUACCGCCGCAGACGUCACCCAGGCGAACGUUCCAGACACGCGAAUCUCUCUUGCCUCCCAGGUCCUUUUCGAAAAGGUCCCCUACGUGAAGCAGUGGGAGCUAUUGGCAGGCUACCUGCUCUACGAUCAUACAGUCAGUUCCAAGUCGAAAUCCAAGUCUCACGGUGCUUCAACCGAGACUGCUUUCAAGAAAGCUGUUGGACCGCAGGGUACUGAGGAAGCUAUUCUGCUCGAGGUUCUGGCAUCCGCAGUAAAGAUGUCGAUGCUGCAAUCCGCCGAGAUUGAGAAGAACAAAAAGAAGAGUGGACGCCCGGAGGUGACAGAGGCGCAAGAAGAGACCGCUUUGGAAUUAGCGACAGUUAUUCCCCAACUCCUCAACAAGUUUGGCGCCGACCCUGCCACUGCUACGAUCGUCCUUAGGAUGGAGCACUUCCUUGACCUCGAGGUCUUCCAAACUUUACGGCAAGACUCAACCAAGUAUGAAAAGUUGCUCGAUGAGAUCAGCACUCAGUUCAAUAGGCAUGACGACAAGAGGGUUGUUGCUGAGGCCGCCGCAGCUCUCCUCCACUCUCGCCAGUACGAUGAGCUUGAGGAGCUGACUGACGGAAAGCUUGCGGUUCUGUGGGAGAAUGUCAUCAACACCCUGCGCAGCUUCGACAAGACCUGCGAGCUAUCUAUGCGCGGCAAUCUAGCAGAGGAUCAUCUGAAGGCGCUUUCCACAGUGCUGAUGAAGAUCAGUGAGCUUGCUCGCAUAUCCGACUGCAUGGAGGUCUUGGAAACGGAAGGACGCGCAGCCGACUCAAUGUCAUCCACGAUUGAGCUCCUGGUGAACAUUGUUAGUCGAGGCACGUUUGAUCAACAGACCGAAGACAUUGACGACUUGGAGGAUGAAGUUGUCUCCUUUGCUAUCAAAGGUAUUCAGUUUUACUUCAUGUGGAAGGUGCGGAGCUUCCAGAAGUUCAUUCAAAGUGAAACCGAAAUACCCGACUCUGUGGUGGAUCAGGUUUCUGUCUUGCGUAAAAGAUACGACGUCGGUCUGAUCAAAACCCUGUCGUCCCGAGCUAUCAUCGAUGAUAUCCGCAUGUUUGCCACUGGCGCUCUCUGCGAUAUCCACGUGCUUUUCGGCUCCUUGAGAAACUGGACUGAAGAAUCUCGCGGAAACGCAAACUACAAGAAACUUGCGAGGCUGGCUCACGAGCUUGAGCCCAAGCUUCUGCCAGAGCUGAUUUCAAUCUACGACGGCGUCGAGAAGACCUUUGCGAAGCGGACAAAGAAAAUUCUCAACGAGCCAGCCGAAGAUGAAGAACCAAUGGACGACGACGACUCUGAUGAAGAGGAGGACGAGGACGAAGGCCUAACGCAAGAGGAGAAGCUGGCGCUAGAGCUCAAAUCUGAAAAGGCCCUGUGUGAAUUGGCGGCCAAGUACGUCCUCGCUAUUGCUCAGAAGGUCCUUGAUCAAUCAGGGCCGCACGCGGGCAAGCUUCACAAGCGACUUCUACGAAACCAGAGCAGGCUCGGCAAGAACUUCAGUGAGGUGGUGGCGUACCUUGAUCCCAAAAAGGUCCGGGAUCACCUGUACGGCAAGAAGUUGCAGAAGUCCAAGGCGGCAUCGACAAGGUCCGCUGCUGCGAAGCCCGCCAUUAGCGAAGAGAUUGUCGUCGACGAUGACGAUGAAGAGGAAGAUGAAGAAGAAGCAGUCGAGGAGCCUGAGCCGGAAGAGGGCUCGAAAGAAGAUCUACGACGGCGGGAGCUACUCGAGGAGGAGGAAGAAGAGGAACCUGACGUGGAGGAGCCGCCUGCUACUAAUGACGACGACGAUGUACUGGGCGACUAA